GUUCUCUCUCCCUCUCUCCUACCUGGGCAAGAAUCUCGGUUGAUUCCGAGAUUAAAGGGAUUUAAGACAAACCUGCAAAAUUAGGGUUUUUUGUGGAUAUGGAUUAUGAUCGGUUCAAGUUAUUUGUUGGUGGUAUUGGGAAAGACACUAGUGAAGAAGAUUUGAAGCAGUAUUUUAGCAGAUAUGGACUUGUGUUGGGAGCUGUUGUAGCUAAAGACAAAGUCACUGGUAUAUCCAGAGGGUUUGGGUUUGUUCGCUAUGCUAAUGAUUAUGAUGUUGUUAAAGCUCUUAGUGGCACUCACUUCAUUCUUGGUAAACCCGUUGAUGUGAGGAAGGCUUUUCGGAAACAUAUAUUGUACCAACAGCCGUUUAGCAUGAAGUUUUUGGAGGGAAAAGUGCAACAGAACAACGGUGGUUUGCGUGAGAUGUCGAGUAAUGGUAAUAUUCAUAGGACUAAGAAGAUAUUUGUUGGGGGUUUAUCGUCUAACACGACUCAGGAAGAGUUUAAGAGUUACUUUGAGAGGUUUGGUCGGACGAUUGAUGUAGUUGUGAUGCAUGACGGUGUGACAAACAAGCCAAGGGGUUUUGGGUUUGUUACUUAUGAUUCAGAGGACUCUGUUGAGUUUGUUAUGCAGAGUAAUUUCCAUGAGUUGAGUGAUAAGCGCGUUGAAGUGAAACGGGCAAUACCUAAAGAAGGAAUCCAGAGCAAUAACGGUAAUGUUAACGUUAACGUGCCUCCUACAUACAGCAGCUUUCAAGCAACACCGUAUGUUCCUGAGCAAAACGGAUAUGGGAUGGUUCUACAAUAUCCUCCUGUGUUUGGUUAUCAUCACAGUGUCCAAGCCGUUCAAUAUCCUUAUGGUUACCAAUUCACAGCUCAAGUGCCUAACGUUUCAUGGAACAAUCCGAUUAUGCAACCCACCGGUUUUUACUGUGCUCCUCCUCCUCCUCCUCCUCCUCCUCCCAGCAACACUCUUGGUUAUCCCCCUUACAUGAACGGGUUUGAUCUUUCGGGUACGAGCAUUCCCGGGUACAAUCCUGUACCAUGGCCUGCAACGGGGGAUGCAGCUGGUGUGCUAAUACAGUUCGGAAAAUUGAAGUUUGAUGUCCAUAGUCAAGCACAUCAGAGAAUGAAUGGAGGUAACAUGGGAAUACCAUUGCAGAAUGCCAAUCUCGAGCAGAAAAGUUACAACCCAAAGAAGAUGAUGAAGCUUCAAAUUCUAUGGCUCGCUUUGGUUUUAAUCACCGUUGAAGCUAAUGCAGUCAAGCAAGGGAUAAACGCAACGAUCCCGGCGCUAAUAGUUUUUGGAGAUUCAAUAAUGGAUACAGGAAAUAAUAAUAAUCUUCCCACUCUUCUUAAAUGUAACUUCCCUCCAUAUGGUAAAGAUUAUCCUGGAGGCUUUGCCACUGGAAGAUUUUCUGAUGGAAGAGUUCCUUCUGAUCUUAUUGCGGAAAAGUUGGGAUUGGCUAAGACAUUACCAGCAUAUAUGAAUCCAUAUUUGAAGCCUGAGGAUCUUCUUAAAGGUGUAACAUUUGCAUCUGGAGGAACUGGUUAUGAUCCAUUGACAGCUAAAAUUAUGUCAGUGAUAUCGGUGUGGGAUCAACUCAUAUAUUUCAAAGAAUAUAUAUCAAAGAUCAAGAGGCAUUUCGGAGAAGAAAAAGCCAAAGAAAUCUUGGAACAUAGUUUCUUUCUUGUGGUGUCUAGUAGCAAUGACCUUGCUCACACUUAUUUAGCUCAAGCUCAUAGAUAUGAUCGUACCUCUUACGCCAAUUUCUUGGCUGACUCUGCUGUCCAUUUCGUGAAAGAAUUACAUAAGCUUGGAGCUCGGAAAAUUGGAGUGUUUAGUGCAGUCCCCGUUGGUUGUGUUCCUCUUCAAAGAACAGUUUUUGGAGGGUUUUUUACAAGAGGAUGUAAUCAACCUCUAAACAACAUGGCAAAACAAUUCAACGCAAGACUUUCUCCAGCACUAGAUUCUUUAGAUAAAGAGUUGGAUGGUGUUAUUCUUUACAUUAAUGUUUAUGAUACUCUUUUCGACAUGAUCCAACACCCUAAAAAAUACGGUUUUGAGGUAGCUGAUAAAGGAUGUUGCGGUAAAGGACUGCUCACGAUAUCUUAUAUGUGUAACUCAUUGAACCCAUUUACGUGUUCUAACUCUUCAGCUUAUAUAUUUUGGGAUAGCUAUCAUCCAACUGAAAGAGCUUAUCAAGUUAUUGUCGACAAUUUACUCGAAAAAUAUUUGAGCAAAGUCUAUUGAUGUUGAAAAAUCAAACAAAAUUGUAUCUUUUUGUCUCAUUGUCUUUUUUUCAUCUCAAUUCAUGUCUCACUAUGUAUUCGUUCCUUAAAAUUUAAUUAUUCAAUGUAUCAUGCAAUUUUUACUCCUCAGAUUAUUAACUUUAACAGUCAUCAAUAAGAAUUUGCAUACUAU
Messenger RNA from Arabidopsis arenosa, 2426 nucleotides. The record is from the annotation of a GenBank genome assembly. Lineage: Eukaryota; Viridiplantae; Streptophyta; Magnoliopsida; Brassicales; Brassicaceae.